Molecule: messenger RNA, 1223 nt
Organism: Zea mays
Lineage: Eukaryota; Viridiplantae; Streptophyta; Magnoliopsida; Poales; Poaceae
Product: putative RING zinc finger domain superfamily protein
Exons: 2
Coding region: 20-859 (279 amino acids)
Source: RefSeq, marked provisional
CCCCUCUCGGCCCGGCUCGAUGGGGUCCGGCGUGUCGUCGAGCAUGGCGCUGGCGCUGGCGGGCUUCUGCUUCAGCGUCCUCUUCAUCGUCUUCGUCUGCACGCGCCUCGCCUGCGCGCUCGUCCGCCGGCGCCGGCGCCAGGCCCGCGCCCGCCUCGCGGCCGCCCCGCCGCUCCCGCACUACGCCCACGGCUACGCCGACCCCGACCCUUUCCCGUCGUUCCGCGCCGCCCGCCACCACCACCACGCCCCGGGCCUCGAUCCCGCCGCCUUCCCCACCCGCGCCUACGCCGCCGCACAAGCCUCCGACUCCGACGACGGCUCCCAGUGCGUCAUCUGUCUGGCGGAAUACGAAGAGGGAGACGAGCUCCGCGUGCUGCCUCCCUGCAGCCACACCUUCCACACGGGCUGUAUCAGCCUGUGGCUGGCGCAGAACUCGACGUGCCCGGUCUGUAGAGUCUCGCUGCUCGUGCCUGAUACUAGUACUACCCCUGAAAGCGAACACUCUGCACCCCAUCCUCCUCCUCCUCCUCAUCAUCAUCAUCAUCUGUCCAGCAUAGUGAUAAUAAGCCCACCAAGCUCCCCCGAACCGUCGAGAUCGGACCCGUGCCGAUGCCUGUUCGCCAGCGGUGGUGGGCACUCGUCAAGGGCGGCAGAGGCUCCUCCUCCUCCUCCUCCUCCCAGACACGAGCCCGACCAGGUCGUAUCUGGUCCACCACCGGCAGCAGAUGGGGCUAGCGGCUACAGCUCGCCGUUGCCUGAAGUUAUUCACCCCGCUCCUGCUCCUGAAACCAACGGGCAGACAGUACGGAAGCAGGCGGGCAGCAGAUCUACUACCCCGCUAGGCCCCUGCAAAUAGCGGCCGCUCACUCUGUGUGGGUGGGUGGGGUGAACAGGUGGUGCGUGGUAAAAGCGAAGUAGAGAGAAACAAGCGACUUGAAGAGGCCUGGGUUCGUUCGUGUACAUACGAUCGAGAAAUCGUUUCAGGUCAUUCAUUCAUCCAUUCAUUCAUCCAUGGGCACAUACUGUGGUAUUACGGAGUAUUACGGUGUACGUGUAGUGUGCCGCAGGAGAGACGACGCGACGGCAGCAGUGCGUUUUCCAUAUGCGACGGGACGGGAGCAUUCGAGGAGAUGAUGGCAAUGGCAUGGUUUUGUGUACUGUACGGUAACAUUUGUCGCUGGGAAUUAAUAAUAAAAAACCCGUGGCUGGCUGAUGCAGCA